Molecule: messenger RNA, 1692 nt
Organism: Candidozyma pseudohaemuli
Lineage: Eukaryota; Fungi; Ascomycota; Pichiomycetes; Serinales; Metschnikowiaceae
Product: glycogenin glucosyltransferase
Exons: 1
Coding region: 1-1692 (563 amino acids)
Cellular component (GO): cytoplasm
Molecular function (GO): glycosyltransferase activity
Source: RefSeq, a predicted model, not a curated record
AUGUGGGCCGUCGCUCUGAUGAUCUUCCUGGAAGGCUACAUUCCAGGGGCGCUAGUGCUUGGAGAACGGCUCCGGCAGCAGCGGCUUCAUGGCGCCAAAAGAGUGCUUCUCGUAGUGCCGGGGCGCUUUUCGCACCGCCAGCUCCAGCUUCUUGCAGCCUUCUGGGACGAGGUAGUCCCGGUAGAACAGGGCCAGGAAACACAAAAUAAAAAUUUCAACGACGGCACUUUUUCCGGCUGGCGAAACGGCCACGCCGAGGCCCUCGCCAAAAUCGCCCUCUGGCGCUUGCCCUACGAAAAAGUGCUCUUUCUCGACGCCGAUACCCUCCCGCGGGCAGAUGUGGCCGACCUUUUGGCGGUGGAGUUCGCGCCAGACCAGAUCGUCGCGGCCCCAGACGCCGGGUGCCCUGACACCUUCAACCUGGGCGUUUUCGUGCUACGGCCGCUGCGGGAGACCCACGAGGAAUUGACCAAUGAAAUGGCAAAGGUCGCUUUCGGCGCGAGUUUUCUUUACGACGGCGGCGACCAGGCGCUUUUGAACGCUGUGUUCAACCCUGAUCCAAGCUGGCCCCAGCUUGCGCACUGGAGCGUUUCGCAGCCAGAGGUGCAGCCCCAGAGACCUCGCAGAUGGGUGCAAAUUCCGUACUUGUUCAACACGGCGGCGGAGCUCCAGGGCCCUGUUUUGAGUUUUUACGCUCUGGCGGCCGAAAAGCGGUUUCGUCACGAUGUCGUGUGUGUGCACUUUGUCGGGCCCCGGAAACCGUGGUAUGGAGGCUCGGGAGCGUAUAGUGACGAGUGGUGGGCAGCAUGGAACGAAGUGGUAUCCCGAGGCAGAAGCGUGGAAUCCUUUGAAACGGCGUUUUCGUCGCUGGCAGCGAGGGUCUGCAAUAUGGAGAGUCUUCUUGGGGAGGUCAAAGUGGCUCCCCUUGGCUCAGACCCUGUGUUCGUGGAAAUUGAGGAGUCCAACGAGGAAAGUGUGCCUAUCGAGUCAGAAAUAGCCCCCUCUGUGGCGUUCAAAGACAUGUUUGCGGAUUUGAAUGCAGAGCUCCAGCAGAACAAGCAACAAGCAGUUGAACCUCCUGGAAACUCAGGCUCUGAACUCUGUGAUCCAGCCAAGUACAUCGAGGCCUUUGGACCUACACCCCAGGAGGCUCUGUGGGACGCCACGAGAGAGGAACCACCACAGGAGCUUCCCAAAAACGAGACAUUUGCUGAAGAACUCAAGGCUUAUCGGACCCAGUGGUCUGAGAAUCACGAGACCCAAGAACCUGCUCCAGUUGAGGAGAUUAAAGAGGCUCCCAGGCCAGCUCCAGAAAUCAUCGAAGAACACGAAAACGCCGUUCCCACGGUCGUGGAGGCCACCAAGGCGCUUCAAUUGGAGACUCCAGUUGAACAUCUCAGUAUCUUCCAUAACCAGGUAGCCGAAAGAGUAUUUGACCGGUCGGACUACGUCCCCAUGCACUCGCUUUUGCAGAAGAAGGAGCCCAAAAAGGAAGUGAAGCCCGAGGAGAAGAUUGUUGAUACGGAAAGCGAAGCUGAGGAAAUUGAGGCUGAAGAGGAGGAGGUUGAGGAGGAACCCAUGGAAGUUGAAGAAGAGGAGGUGGUGGAAUCCACUGAACCUGUUCGUCGUCUUGCACCAAUCUUUCCUUGGGAACUCCGGCCUGCUCAUGCUCCCGAACGGAGCUUUGACUGA